AUGAAAUAUACUAUUGUUAUUUUAUUGUUAUUUAUUCCAUUUAAUAUUUAUAUACAUGGUGCUGCUAGAUUUGAUGCAUGGGAAGAAGUUAGUAUUGAAGAUGACAAAAUUAAAAAUUAUGCUUUAAAAGGUUUAGAAGAAUAUAAAAAAACAAUUACAGAACCGUUAGAAUUUCGUAGACUCAUAGAUGCACAAAAAAAAGUUGCUGCUGAUGUACGAUACAGAAUAAAUUUUUUAGGAAGAGUAAAAGGUUGUCCUUUAGGUGGAGGAUGUACUAGACGUUUUCGUGUCAAAGUGAUAGAAAAUUCUAAUGGUGAUCUAUUAAGUAUGGAAAUUAUAUUGAAAGCCAGUAGUUAA
Molecule: messenger RNA, 357 nt
Organism: Strongyloides ratti
Lineage: Eukaryota; Metazoa; Nematoda; Chromadorea; Rhabditida; Strongyloididae
Exons: 1
Coding region: 1-357 (118 amino acids)
Source: RefSeq, a predicted model, not a curated record